UACAAACCAAAGGACAAUUAAAAUUAUUUUGUGAAUGAAUUUUAUUUACAAGUCUAUCACUAUCUAGAUUUUAUUUCUAGCGAAAAACAAACUAAAAAAUAUGCCAAAAAGAAAACGUAGUAUCGUUACCGAAAAACUCACGGAGGAAUUUCUCAUUAAUGAUCUUCCUGUAAAAAUUAAAACCCAGCUGUUAUCUGAUGAUGAGGAAUCUGAUAUGGAUCAUAGUGAAAUAAAAAUAGAACCAUAUGAAGUUUUAGAAAUGAAUGAUGAUAGCUUGCCUAUAGAGGAUCAAACUUUAAAGAAAAGUAUUGGCGUUCAAACGGACGCUGUUUGCGAGACCAAUGUAAAUGUCCAGAAAAUUUUAAAUACUUUAAAAUCAAAACAUUUGGAAAGCAGUAAACUAAUGGUGGAUAAGUUAUUUCAAUCGAUUGGAAAAGUCGUAGAAGAUACUCUAACAUCCAUUAAGAGAAAAGAUGCAGAGCUAAACGAUGAUAAUACUUUGGUAGGCCUAUUAACAUCUUGGGAGUUGAAACAUCUUUUACAGUUUUUUCAAGAACAAAACAUAACAAUUAAGACACUUUCGUUAAUGACUUCUAACGAUUUAACUGAAAUUACAAAACAUAUGAAAAUAGGAGAUAAAAUUCUCUUCAAACAUAAAUUAGAUAAAUGGAGAAAGGAUAGAAACUUACCCGCACUCGUGCAACCAAGUACGGGUGAAGUGCAAGAUACACAAUUUCAAUAUUUUGGCACUGAAGUGGAAAAUCCCAAAGUUAAUGUUUUGGAUAUUUUAAAACUACAUAAAAGUGGUUGUAAAAUUUUGAAAUUUUACGAAAAAUCUCAAAAAAUAUCUGAAGAACAUCGUUCUUGUAUAAUGAAUAUAAUUGUACAACAUUUUGAAUCAAAAGAUCUGCAUAUGUCACUGCAAACUAGUUAUCAAUUGGAAAAUCAAAUACUACAAAUUUUUCCCACAGAAAAAUUAGAAUACUAUAGAACAGAACGUAGAGGAAAGAUAUAUUCAAAGUUUUAUAAUAAGAAGAAAUUGUUGAAAUCUUUAAAAACCACCGAUUCGAUUACAACAAAAGAAGACACAUUGGUACCAGAAUGUGAUGCAGACAUAUAUAUCCAUGCACUAAAGACCCAAGAUUUUAAAUCUCAUGCGUAUAGCUUUGCAUGGUGUAGCUGUGUUAACUUUCGCUUAAAUCAAAUUAGAAACGAGUGUCACAAUAUUAAAGAGGCCUUAAUAUUGUGGCCUGAAUACAAGGGACCAAGUGCAUGUAAAUUUAUUGAAUGUGAUUUUAAUGGAUUAUAUCAAAAUGUUUCUGCUAAUGUGAAUUGGAAUGAAAAAUUUCUAAAACUUGAUAAAUAUUUGAAAAAUUAUAAUAAUACUAGGGAAAAAUCUAUUACUGAUAUGCUAACGACUAUAGAGAUACCUCAAACUCAUGAAGAAAAAGAUCACCACCUAGUAUACCUACAAUUAUUAUGGUGUCUACACAGUAGUUUAUAUCAAACAAAGAAAUGUGCUAGAAAAAAUAAGAAUGGUAAAAUGGAAUAUAGUAAAUUUACCAUAAAAGAUUCACAAGAAUCAUUUAUUUACAUAAACUCUACAAUGCAGUCUUUGGAAGAUCAUUUGGCAGCUUUGGCAGCAAAAGACGAUAACAUUCAGCCAUUUAUUUUAGGUUUAGGUGAUGUGAAUACCUUAAAAAUUGAUCAAUUUUUCAUGUAUUUAGAUGACAAACUUAUAAAAUGUGAUAGUUUUAUGGAAGCUUUCGAAACAUGUUUCAAAUCUUAUCACGUAUUUAAUGUUCACUAUCCAAUGGCAUCUGAACCGUUUUGGAUAUUUGUAGAAAAUUAUUUUUAUGGUAUUUUUAAAAAUGUUAAAUCGUAUACAAAAGUUUGUAUACUUCUAGAUCAGUUAUCAAAAAUAUGAAA
This is a messenger RNA of Lucilia cuprina (Australian sheep blowfly), 1929 nucleotides long. RefSeq lists its product as uncharacterized. Bases 101 to 1927 code for a protein of 608 amino acids. NCBI's taxonomy places the organism in Eukaryota, Metazoa, Arthropoda, Insecta, Diptera, Calliphoridae. The transcript is spliced from 9 exons. The record is from RefSeq and is a predicted model, not a curated record.